Molecule: messenger RNA, 846 nt
Organism: Lachancea thermotolerans CBS 6340
Lineage: Eukaryota; Fungi; Ascomycota; Saccharomycetes; Saccharomycetales; Saccharomycetaceae
Gene: DCG1
Product: Dcg1p
Exons: 1
Coding region: 1-846 (281 amino acids)
Source: RefSeq, a predicted model, not a curated record
AUGCGCAUAGUGCUUUCCAGUGCCGACCGUACACCGCCCGCUACGAUGCGCAUUCUGCUCGUGAACCCCAACAGCACCGAGGCUAUGACCCAGGCCGCCGGCGCAAGAGUCCAGGCGUACCUGGCCAGCGCGUACGGCGCAGCGGCGGCGUCGCUGAACGUGUCACUGUUCACGGCGCCUCCAGACGCGCCCCGCAUGAUCGACGGCGAGGACGCCUCGCGCGAGUCCGCGGCCAAGUGCCUGCCGCUGCUGUGCCGGCGCGCCGAGCCCGACGCGCUGCAGUACUUUGACACCUUCGACGGCGUGCUCAUCGCGUGCUUCUCGGACCACCCGCUCGUGCACAUGUUGCAGCAGCGCGCGGAGCGCGCGACCCAGGUCACGUGCAUCUUCCAUGCCUCGCUCACCGCGUGCUUGGCGCGCGCGGGCGCGCGCUUCUCGAUCAUCACCUCGAACGACGAGUGGGUCGCGUUGCUGGACGCGGCGGCCGCGCGUCUGCUGGGCGCGGAGCCCCCGUUCGCGUCGUCCAAGGCGCCGUUCAAGGGCACGGUAGCGUCCUCCGUGCCCGUGCUCGAUCUCCACGACCCGGCCAACCUGCACGCGAUCGCGAAACGUAUCUACGAAGAGAACGUGGUGCGCCUGGACACGAGUACGGUGAUCCUAGGCUGUGCCGGGUUCUCGGGCAUGGAGGCGGCGCUGAGCCAGGAAAUCACCAAAAUCGCCGCCCAGCGCGACCCCGGCCGGACCCUUCACGUGACCUUGGUCGACAGCGUCAUUAGCGGCGUGGAGACCCUGGCGCUGAUGUGCCGUCUGCGCCAGGACUACGACUCGAACAUGCAGCAAAUUUGA